AUGGAGAUGCGGAUGUUAAGGUGGACGAUAGGUGUAACGCUAAAAGAGAAAGUAUCCAAAGACACUGUGCGCUCCAUCUUCGGCGUCAUCCCGAUAACUGAGAAGAUGAAGGAGGCCCGACUGAGAUGGUUCAGUCACGUCUUGCGGCGAGAGGAAGAUUCUGUUGCCGAAACCGCGCUGAAGCUCGACGUUUCAGGAAUGCGCGUUUAUGUAUGGCUGAUGCAAUGGAUAGAACCAAAUGGAAGACAAGAAGCAGAAAGGCGGACCCUGCAACAAUGCGGGACAAACGCUAGGAAGAAGAAGAUGAUGAUGAUGAUUGCUGAGCCGUCUGCUCAACACAAGCAGAACUAG
This is a messenger RNA of Necator americanus (New World hookworm), 351 nucleotides long. RefSeq lists its product as uncharacterized. The transcript is spliced from 2 exons. The record is from RefSeq and is a predicted model, not a curated record. NCBI's taxonomy places the organism in Eukaryota, Metazoa, Nematoda, Chromadorea, Rhabditida, Ancylostomatidae. Bases 1 to 351 code for a protein of 116 amino acids.